UGCAUGGCACUCGGACUAUAAAAGAGAGGCACAGGCGGUGGGAAUUAGGCUGUUCUGGAGAAUUUCAACAAAGGGCAACACACUAGCACACGCAGUUAACUCAAACCCCAACAAUUGGUUGGAAUUCCAACGAUUUCGGGCAUUCCCCAUCUUAACCAGAAUUGAACGAGGAAUUCCUCCUAGGGCGAAUGGGGCACUAUCAGCAAUCCAUCAUCCUGACAGGUCUGUCGGUGAUCUUAGGAUUGGUGGCGUUCGUCGCAUGCGGGAGCCUCGAGGCCUCAUCGGUCGGAGAACCCCAGGGACAACAUGAAGCAAGGGCCCACGAAAGGUCCAUUUACAAACGUUCCAUUGGGCCUGCCUACGAGGGCGGCGACUACUUCCUCAAUGGGGAUAACAAUUAUGCGGCUAAACGACAGGCGGGUUAUAACGCCUGGCGGAAAGGAAAACGCGCCCACUCCAUCUACGAGCCAUUAACAGAGCCCGCCUCGCCAAGUAGCUAUGGUUCGAUGGUCCCCAAUCACUUCUUUGACCUUUUGGCCUUGAACGCUCUGCCUCAAGGCGACCUCCCCGAGGAUCCUGACCAGGCAUCAGUGUCGCCAUCUCUGCUUGCCUCGAUGGCGUCGGCUCAUCCGUCCAUUCCGAACAAGCGAACCCCUUACAGUCAGUGGCGGAAGAACGGGAAGCGCGAAUACCGCGAUUGGCGCAAGGGGAAGCGUGACCAUGGUGCGAGUGAUGAGGUGGCCGAGGACCUGUUCAUGAUCAAUCCGGAUCGCCGAAGUGAAAUGGGCUUCAAGCAAUGGAGGAAGAUGGGCUAAGUUAGCGCUUGCUGCAGUCACUCUUUCAUUGGUGGUGGUCUAGCAAGUCAUUUGUCCCGUCACAAGAGCUCCAUGUAUGCGUACCUUAUUUUUUCUCGAGAUUGGUGUGUCCCCGGGGAGGAACUUCUUUUUCCACUUACGCUAGUUCUUCGAAGGUGGAUGAUGAUCACAUUGACCCGUUUCAUUUGGAUCAACCAGAAAAAAAUGACAACUAAACACGUAUACGUUCCCAAGAUGAGUUUGGUUAUUUUGAAAGCACGCGAUUGAUCUUUGGAGGAGGAGGAUCAAUUCCCUAUGACGAUGUGAAUUCGACUUGUUUUAUCGUUAUUCUCCAUGACCGACCAUUAUUUCCAGAUGGUAAUUUGCACUCUGUGAUUGCCAACCAUGAAUAAAUUGCAUAUAUACUACGUCUA
Molecule: messenger RNA, 1228 nt
Organism: Tigriopus californicus
Lineage: Eukaryota; Metazoa; Arthropoda; Copepoda; Harpacticoida; Harpacticidae
Exons: 4
Coding region: 189-815 (208 amino acids)
Source: RefSeq, a predicted model, not a curated record